Botrytis sinoallii is the source of this 5522-nucleotide messenger RNA. RefSeq lists its product as uncharacterized. The transcript has 3 exons. The record is from RefSeq and is a predicted model, not a curated record. Bases 491 to 5107 code for a protein of 1538 amino acids. Lineage: Eukaryota; Fungi; Ascomycota; Leotiomycetes; Helotiales; Sclerotiniaceae.
UUUUUUUCUUCUCUUUUCUUCUUUCUCUUUUCUGCUUUUGUUGCUUUUGACUCUUGAAUAGUCAACUUAAUCUUUCGUUGUAUUUUCGGGAUUUCCUAUAGCUUUUGCUUUGUUUCAAUAUCCAUACCCAUACCCUGAGAUACCCUACCCUGGCGGUGAUCAUACGUUUUUCAUUAUCCAUUUGUUGCCUUCACGUGCUCGAAUCCAGAUAUAUUGGAUACACAUUAAUUUCCUGCCAUUACGACCACACCAUCUCGCCUUUCAAUAUUUCUAUGCAAUAAAAUCUUCAAUGAGACGCAGAUCCCCCGACUUGAUAAUCUAAGAGAGUUCUAAAAAGUCCUGAAAAGACAUUGACUUUCUCAUUGAAAACAAGGUUGUUUUUACAUAUACCAUAGAUUAAAUGUCAAGAAUAUACCCUUGUCACUGCUUAUAACCACCGGUGGAUCCACACACACCUUUUCUUGAAGAAUGUUACUUGAAGCAAGAAAUCAUGGCAUCCAACAAUAUGCAAUUUGGUUUACCAUCCAGGCCAAAUGUCACAGUAUCGCAAAGAAGAGUUCCACGCCAGACCCAGCCACAAGAAGUUAGCAAGCCAAGGGGCGUAAGAGACGAUAGUGCAUAUAUUAAAUCCAGAAGAGAGCAAAGAAGGGCAAAUUUGGAGUUAAAUCAGCAGACACAGCUACCCCGGCCGAGCAUACGACAACCGUCGCCAGUACCGAGAUCAAAAUCCGAGACUGGAUCCAGAGGAACGACAGCACCUUUAUUAGGAGCUGGAGCUCGUUCAAAUGGGGAUGUCUCGACCAUUCAUCUGGUUCCGGCCAUCAAUGGAAACGUGUCUGGAAAUGUGUUGAGGAGAAAGCCCUCAUCGAUAGCUCAACAUGCUGAGCUUAGUCGGCCAACAACGGCUAGGACCGCGAAUAGUUCCCCAGCUAAUUGGGGCCAUGUAUCUGAACCUAAGCCUACCACUCCAGCUUCAAUUAACCCAGGACAUCCACGUAUGGAAGCCUCACAGCAAGUUCGAAAGGUUUCCUCAUCUUCUAUCAAGGAAGUACCGCCACGGAUUAUACCGGAGUUGGAUAGAUAUCGAACGAGACCGGAACAACACCGCGAGGGGUUGAAUGCUAAGUUUGGAUCCAAUAUUCCCUACAAAUUAAAGACUCCCGAUAUAUCUCCUCCAACUCCUUCAAUGUCGGCGGGAUUUGUAAGUUCGGGAUCCAGUCACAAAAGGUACAGCGGAUAUAGUGGAAGCGGAUACAGUGCAAGUCCCUCUACAAGGUUUUCCGAGUCACCGGGUCCAAGCGCUUAUAGUAGAGAUACGACUCCUACUUCGAUGUCGUCUGUAUCGCCUAGCAUCUUUGUGCCUUUCAAGUCUAGCAUUCCAAAUCGUCGAGGAAGUAGUCCCACUAGGACUAGGCCACCUGUUACUCGGAGACGCGAAAGCGAUGCAUCGAACGAGCUCAACAAUGCAAUCAUCGAUUCACGUGGGCUACCAUCGUUACGAGAGUCUGUUAAUUCUUCUUCGUCUAAUUCUACGGUAAAGGCGGAUGGGAAAUCUCGGGAUAAGCUUCAUAAGAAGAAGAAGUCUUUGUCUUCUCUUCCACCUAGUCCACCACCUCGUAAGUCGUCUAAUCAGUUUCAGAGGUCGCCGCAAGAAAAAGUGUCACCUACCAGAGCCAUUCCAAACCCAUCAUACGCAGGACCGAUUUCAUCUCCGAUGUCAUCGCCUCCGAGGCCAUCAGUUCCAUUGAUAGAGACGAUCGAUAGACCUUCACCCCCAAGAAGGCCUAGCAGGGAUGGUACCCCGGAUUUGAGGUCCCAGAUUGAAGACUUUGCAGUACUUCAGAGCAACUUUACUGGCAUGCGGUUUACACACAACAAAAGCAAUAGCGUUUCCUCACAAAGAGCAGCAUCAUCUCCUCUUCAAACUUCAAUGACUCAAGCAUCACUAGAGUCAUCCCGGAACCCAUCUCCAGUACCAGUCCACCCACUACAUCGGGAUCCUACUCCAGCACCUGCCGGUCUUGGAAUAAUCCCAAGCCUCAGGCCACCUUCUCGAAAUCGCAUGACUCGCACUCCAAGUCCAAGUGUUGAUAGUGGAAAGCAUCGUUUUGGACUUUUUGGUCGAAGGACAAAGACAGCCCCUGAAGUGACAACUCUCUCGACAGAAAAAUCUCAAAAGAAAGGACCAGCUGCAGGUACUGGCCAUGAAGGGUAUACAAGAUAUGCUCUACGUGGGCGUACUACUACCAGAUCCACUGCCGGUAAGCCUCGGGAAAGAAGUUUGAGUGGAGCUCCAACGUCCAAAGAUCAAUUGGAUACCACGGAUCCAUUUUUCCGGGAUCGUAUGAGCCCUGUUAUCAUAUCCGGUGGUGGAACUAUAAAGGAGAAUCGCAACUCUAUUGUUGAAGUUGUCAGUCGUACAGAGAGUAAUACUAGUCUUUCUGCACUAGAUCAGAAUAUUUCUCAGACUAGUUUGAGUCAAAAGGCGCCCAGAACCAUCCCGCAACCAUCGGCAAUUCCAAAGGAAAAUAGUAAGAGAACUUCUACUGUAGGUUCUUCCAAAGUUAGAAGACCUUCCGAUAGCCAAGAUGAAGAUGAUUCAAAGAAACCAUCCAUUGCAUUCCGAAGGUCGAUCCAACGUCUCAAUAGUGCGACAACAACUGUGAAUAUCCCUCAACAACUAAAUAUCACAACGAAAGUUCCUUCAUCUUCGAUAAGCAGCCUGGAUCCUAGCUUAAUGUCUGGAGAAUCACAACUAGAAUUGGAAGAAGAAGCCGAGCGUGGAAGACAAGCCCAACCUGGUAAGCCGGGAAAAUUGGAGAAGCGAGCAAGGUCACCACGGAAGUGGAAUUUCUUUCAUCGACACGCACCAAAAUCAGAGACCGAGAUUAAAUACGAUGCGGUACCUGUCACCAUUGGUAGACAGCCUGUUAAACCGAUACCACACUACGCUAUGUUUGAGUUUUCUGAUGAGCCAGAAGAUACCGAUAGUGUGGAUCUAGCGGAAAUUUUGAGAGAUUCAGAGGUGGUAGGACUAACUGAUGAGCAAUUGAACGAGCUUAGGUUUAGCAAUUAUAAGGAAAAUAUCCGACGUAUCGAAGAACUUCAAACGGCAAUGGCACCUUCGCUUCCAGAGAUGGUUCCAGCAACCGUUGCUUUUUCACCACCGGAAUUGAUAAUGCCUUCAUCACCGCAAGUUCCUCAGACUCAAAUAGAAUCUCAGGUUCAGAGAGAAGUGACACCUAUUCGACCGAGUCGCCUCCAACAAGUUGGUCGGAUCCCAAAAGUGGUCUCUGCAAGACCUGAAGCUACAUCUCCAAUAUCUUUCUCGAGACCAUUUGCACGAUUGAGCACUAUACAACCUGCCAUGGAUGUAUCUUCAUUUGAUGCUAAUUCAGUUGCUUUGGGAGCAAGUCCACCGAAGUUUUCUAGCCCUGAAACUUACCCAGCGAAAUUCAGUAGUCCACCAUCGUAUCAAGGAGAAUUUCUAUCCUUUUCACCAAGAAGGUCUCCUAGGAAUAAUUCCACAGCUACGACGAGUAGUUCGAGCACAAUUAAUGGUGCUGAGAUUACGGCAAUUAUCCCCGAACCCGAUUCGGCAUUAGCGGAAGAUGAAGUAUGGGAUGAAUACGACGAUUUGAUCGAAACGGAAAGUACGACGAGGAAAUCUCGCAUUGUUUCUACGACAUCAUCUUAUGGUGUUCCAUUUCAAUAUGAAACGUAUCAAAGUCCCUCUACCCGCAUGAUUAAGCCCAUGCUUCAGGCUUCUCCUUUUCCUAAUCGCGAAUUGCCUGAACUGCCACGUCGAAGAUCUGCUAUUACCUCUAUAGCGUCGAGUUGCUUUAGCGUCGAUGUGGAUGCGACUGUGAAAGCUGAAGAUCAAGAUGCGUUGAAAUCGAAACCAUCGUCAACAGCUCCGGCCUUCUCUCCCGAAUUACUCAAACGCAACGAUUCUGUUCAUUCAACGCAAUCUCAACACCUUUCGAUAGUCGAAUCAAGGAAAUCUGGUUCGAGUAAUACAUCACGGAUUUCAGGAGCUAGUCUUUUGAGAAUUGAAUCUGAAGAAAGCAGUUCUCCAAUUUCGCAAGUGAAUUUGAGAGUUGGAAGUAUGAGUGUUAGUAAAUGGCUUACUUUUGGGAAUGUAUUGUUUAGUCCAGCUAGGGAUGAGGUAGGCAAUUUGAUGGAUGGACCCAGGACGAAAUGUCAUUCCAUUUUGGUUAUUGAUGGACUUGGCAAUGACGACUGGUCUUUCUAUGCUGCAGAAACUUAUCCGACUUGCACUUUCUACAAUCUAUCCCCUACCGCCCCUCCUCCGACCACUAAUCCCAAAAAUCCUUCCUAUUUACUUCCACCUCCUAACCACCGACAAAUUCAAUUUUCUCCUCUCAGCAGCACUUCCAAAUUUCCCUUCUCUUCUUCUACAUUUAGCACCGUAAUUUUCCGCUUUCCUUCCUCUCUCACAACUCAAGUUUACAAUCACAUCCUCUCCGAAUCUCGACGCGUACUCAAACCAGGUGGAUACAUUGAGAUUACACUUCUCGAUCUCGAUAUGUUGAAUAUGGGACCUCGUACUCGCCGCGCUGUGCGAGGUCUCAAAACGAGAUUGAAGAAUAGAGAUGAGGGUGUUGUGUUGGGCAGUUUGGGAGAUAUGAUUUUGAGAGGACUUGGAGUGAGAGCAUUUGGGGAUGUGAAGAGUUGUCGGGUGGGGAUUCCAGUGGUGGGAGUAUUGGAACGGGUUAGGAGCGGCAAGGAGAAGGAAAUCGAGGAGGUUAAUCGACAAAAGGAGAAGAAAGAAGAACGAAGUUUGGCCGAAAUGAUGAAGGAGGAAAGUGAAUCUGCAGAUGAGAGUAUUACUCGCAUGGUAGCGAAAGUGGGAAGGUGGUGGUAUGGAAGAUGUUAUGAAGCUUCUUUACUUGCUUUUGAAUCGAAAACCAAGAUGGAGAAUGACGAGAAAGAGGGAGGAGACCCCAAGGGGAAAGAAACGAAAAGCAUCUUUACCGAUAUCAAGGUCUUGGAUGAAUGCGAAAAGUGGAACGCGAGUUUCAAAUUGGUGGUUAUACAUGCGCAGAAACCGGUAGUGGUUAGGAGGAGAACUAAUAGUGUUUGAGUUUUGCUCUAUUAAACAAGACAUGAUUAAUGAAUGAAAGAAUGAAAGAAUGGGAGAGGGGAAAAUUUUUAAAAAUUUCAUGAGAUGGUUGGAUGGGUGCGAACCCGGUUUUUUGUAUACAGGUUUUUCUCUUUUUUUUUUUUUUUUUUUUCUUGGAUUCGAUUCGAUUCAAUUCGGAUGGAGGUCACCGGUUGACUUAUUGAUAAUGAUGUGCGAUCUGAGAUUGCGGGUUUGGUGACUUGGGGCUUGGAUGGGAUGGUAUUGAAUAGUAUGGGGUGAGAGGAGGUGGAUGAAAGAAGAGGCGGAUGAGAGAGAGCGGGGGAGAUUUAUGGAUUAUGAAUUAUAAUGAGUUUAUGAAGUUUGCUAUUCUAUUUGUUUUGUAAGUUGUUUGGGUGGUGGAGGUGGUGUAGGUGGU